AUGUCACAACCCCUAGAUCAAGUGUACCAAUAUAAUCCUGUCAUGACGGGUCAACCCGAAUCUAAUGGCUCGUUUAAGCCGGUUUUCAUUGUCCUAGCGGCGAUUGUGGUCAUAUCUGUAGUGGCUUGUGUCCUGGGCCGGAUGUGCUACAAGGGAGACGAGCAGCCAGCCGAGGAGAAGGACCAAAUAAAAUCAAAGGCCAGUAAGGAGAGCCAAGAGUUGGAGUCUAGGCAAAAACCGAGGAGAGAUGGGGACAUCGAGUCUGGAAAAGGAGCUAAAAAUGGAGGAAAAGCUCAUAAGUCAAAACAUAAUACAACCAAAUAA
Molecule: messenger RNA, 324 nt
Organism: Striga asiatica
Lineage: Eukaryota; Viridiplantae; Streptophyta; Magnoliopsida; Lamiales; Orobanchaceae
Source: the annotation of a GenBank genome assembly